This is a messenger RNA of Neomonachus schauinslandi (Hawaiian monk seal), 3023 nucleotides long. It is a transcript of the gene MRS2, whose product is annotated as magnesium transporter MRS2. Gene Ontology annotation, molecular function: magnesium ion transmembrane transporter activity. Gene Ontology annotation, cellular component: mitochondrial inner membrane. The coding region runs from base 102 to 1427 and encodes 441 amino acids. Lineage: Eukaryota; Metazoa; Chordata; Mammalia; Carnivora; Phocidae. The record is from RefSeq and is a predicted model, not a curated record. The transcript is spliced from 12 exons. Gene Ontology annotation, biological process: mitochondrial magnesium ion transmembrane transport.
GCACCCGCGCGGGGUCGCGUCGCUGCCGCCGCCGCCGGGCCAGCCACCGCGCGGCAUGAAGGGCUGGGGUGUUGCUGCCCCCUCCUGCUCACUCCAACGCCAUGGAAUGCCUGCGGAGCCUGAGCCGGUUCCUGCCCCGGCGCACGCUGUGUACUCUGGCCCGGGGCCUGACCCCGGGGGCGCGCCCCGUUGCCGCCUGCGGCCGCGCGGCCCAACUCCUCGGGCAGAGCCGGGCCGCGCCGCUGUGCGAGCCCCGCCGGCCCCGCGUGGCAGGUGAAAUGCGCCGGUUCAGAACUUCUGAUGCCUCUCAAGCUACUUUAUCCAGUGUAGCGCCAGUGUUUACUGUGACAAAAUUUGACAAAGAGGGAAAUGUUACUUCUUUUGAAAAGAAGAAAACUGACUUAUAUCAAGAAUUAGGUCUUCAAGCCAGAGAUUUGAGGUUUCAGCAUGUGAUGAGCAUCACAACCAGAAACAAUAGGAUUAUCAUGAGAAUGGAGGUAAAGGGUUUUAUGUCAUCUACAUUUCUCACUGGAAUCUUACAAAAUUCCAUAAAUUAUCGUAAUUUAAAUUUAGAGCGAUGGCUGUUCCGGGAACUCCCUUCACAGUUGGCUGGGGAAGGACAGCUUGUCACCCACCCCUUACCUUUCGAGUUCCGGGCUACAGAAGCCCUCCUACAGUAUUGGAUCAGCACUCUUCAGGGGAAACUUAGCAUUUUGCAGCCACUGAUCCUUGAGACAUUGGAAGCUUUAGUGGAUCCCAAACAUUCUUCUGUAGACAAAAGCAAACUGCACAUCUUACUACAAAAUGGCAAAAGUCUGUCAGAGUUAGAAACAGAUAUUAAAAUUUUCAAAGAAUCCAUUUUGGAGAUCUUGGAUGAAGAAGAGUUGCUGGAAGAACUGUGUCUGACAAAGUGGAGUGACCCGCAAGUCUUUGAAAAGAGCAGUGCUGGAAUCGACCAUGCGGAAGAGAUGGAGCUGCUCUUGGAAAACUACUACCGAUUAGCUGAGGAUCUUUCCAAUGCAACCCGGGAACUCAGGGUACUGAUUGAUGAUUCACAAAGUAUCAUAUUCAUCAAUCUGGACAGCCACCGUAAUGUGAUGAUGAGGUUGAACCUACAGUUGACCAUGGGAACCUUCUCUCUUUCUCUCUUUGGACUAAUGGGAGUUGCUUUUGGAAUGAAUUUGGAAUCUUCCCUUGAAGAGGACCACAGAGUGUUUUGGCUGAUUACAGGAAUUAUGUUUAUGGGAAGUGGCCUCAUUUGGAGGCGUUUGCUGUCAUUCCUGGGACGACAACUAGAAGCUCCUUUGCCUCCCAUGAUGGCCUCUUUACCCAAGAAGUCCCUUCAAGCAGACAGAAGGCUGGAAAUGAAGCACAGCUUCCGGCCCGACGGUCUUGGAUCAGGCAAGAGCGUCCUGACAAACCGUUAAGAGACAUCAACACAGGAGAGACCGGGUUCCUUUUCAUGGUAGUCACAGGAAACUUCUGAUACUCUUUUUCUUUUAUAGAGUCAGACACUUGAAAAAAAUCACUAAAAUUGUAAUGUCUGAUGAUAAAGAUAUCAUGGCACUCCACAAUGCUGGAACUUAACUGCAUUUUCAAAAUUGAGGAAAGAAGCAAAAACCUUAAAAUGCUGUUUUUAUAGGCAUGUGAGAAUUGAUUGUUGUAUAGAUUUUCUGAUUUGUACAUGUCUCAGGCCAAGCAAAGCCUGAAAACUUGACAGGCCCACAGUGACGAGAUCAGGUAGCAGUUCUUAGUAAGGGGAUCAUGUUCUUGGGAACUUUGUCUCAGGUAAGGUAGGAAAAUCCAUAAACGAACUCUGAAAGUUUGUGCUUUAAAUCAACCUUUAACGUACCGUAUUUUCUUGUAUUUGUCCCCCUUUUAUGGAUUCCAGUUAAUCAAGAUUUUAUUCUCUUGACCCCUGAAACUAUUUUUCUCUGCUUGGCUGUAAUGGAAGCCUUUGGAAGUAAUGUUGAAACUAUCUCCAUCCUGUUACUGCUCUUAGGUCAUUCCCUGUCUUUAGAGUAGAUGAAAGUGUACGUAGCCCAGUUAAUCUAUAUGCCUACACCUCAGAGAUUCAAACUUCAGAGUGUCCAGAGCAGCUCUUCUACUACACAUGAUAAUGUUGGGCUUACCUGCUACUGUAAUAGGAUGUCAUGGGAGGCAGUUUAGGAGUCCAUUUACCAAGUAGUUUCGUGAUGGGAGUAAAAAUGCUAUUCCAGUAGCUGGUUUGAGAGAAGACAAGAGUUGUACCUUUCCCCACUCCCAUGUGUGGUUAGAAGAAGCCACUAGAAGCUGGAGGAUGCGGUGGCCAGGCUGGGUUGGUCUCAGCACAGAGUGGCCCACUCGCCACCUCCCUGUGGGUCAGGGGCACGCUUGAGGUGUGGGUGUCGGAAUGUGGGAAUACAGAACUCUCUAGCAUCAUAAAUGUGAUGACUUCGAAGACACUUAGAUAACCUUUCCAUCUCAUGGGACACUCCACUUUGUCACUAGGUAACCUAUCACUAUGACUUCGCUGUGACAUGGGAAGAAUUGAAAGCCCAAGGGGCUUGAUUUGACUCUGAUCAGGCACAGAAUUUGGGCCUUUUUCUUUUGGGUGUGAGUUUGUGGAAUAAUUUUUUUUUCCAGGAGCAACUACCUCUUAAGUGUGAUGUAGAGAAGUUACUAGUGUUUUAUAAAGUUCUUGAAGGUGGUUAGAUCAAGGAAGAUUUCAAAAUGUCAGUAAGAAGUUAGGCGAUUUUAAAUUUUGAAUUAAAAUGAGCACAAGUGUUUGGUUAUGUGAGCAAGCAGUCUUAUUCCGUUUAACAAGGUCAAGGAAUGAUAUUAGACUGUUUUUGGAAGGCCUCUAAAGAAAUGUGGCCGAAGAUAGCAAGCUGUGAGAAAUUAACCACUAAAAUAAAAAGCUUUUGGGCACGUUAUUCCAAGAGUUGUACACAGCUUUAUUUUUGGAGUUACGGUACUUUUUCAAAGAUUUUAUUUGGCAGAGGAGAGGGAACACAAGCAGGGGGAGAGGGAGAAGCAGGCUC